AUGGUACCAGAGAGCUGCAGGAAAGCUGAAGCUUCCAAGGUGAAGGUGAAGGUGGCGGGUCAGGAGGGGCUACACGGACACAACCUGAACAUCCCACAAAUAAUCACCACCCCAGAACCCGAGGCCAACACUCUGAUGGUCCCAGAGAUCAGAGCUGAUCUGUCUGCAGGCGAGGAUGAUGAGGAGCUACUGAAGGCGGAUUUGAAGACCUGGUCAAGUCAGGGAGACCUGCUGACUGCAGACGACGAGAUGCGUCCUCUCUCAGCCGCCAGCAUCGGCAGCGUUGUGAUCCAGGAGCGCCUGAAUGAGCUGGUUAAGCUUUUUAAAGGUCGGACUGAGAGACAGAAGGACCGCCUGGUGGAUCCGGAUGAGUCUGAGGAGGAGAGUCCCUCAGCAUCUCCUAGCAAAGCUCCACCACCUCCUCCUCCACCGCCUCCUCCAGAAGAAGAGAAGAAGGAAGAAGCAGCAGCGCCAGAAGAAGAGGAAGAGCUGUUCCAGUUUGAGCUGCUGGGGCAUCCAGUGAAAAUACCCCAUCUUCCCCCGAUGCCUGACUGGCUGCGAGCUAUCCUGGAAUAUCGCUUUCCCUCCAGCAUUGACCCAUUCACAGAUCUGAUCUAUGUCAUCUGGCUGUUCUUCGUGGUGGCGGCCUGGAACUGGAAUGUGUGGCUGAUCCCUGUCCGCUGGGCGUUCCCCUAUCAGACACCUGAGAACAUCCACCUGUGGCUGCUGAUGGACUACACCUGUGACUUCAUCUACAUCGCAGACAUCCUCAUCUUCCAGCCCAGACUGCAGUUUGUCCGUGGGGGAGACAUCGUGUGUGAUAAAAAGGACAUGAGAGAACAUUACAUGACCACUGAGAGGUUUAAGAUGGAUGUCAUCAGUCUAUUUCCCAUGGAGAUAUUAUACUACUUCACUGGGGUGAACUCUCUGCUUAGAUUCCCUCGUCUGCUGAAGUACAUGGUGUUCUUUGAGUUCAACGACAGAAUGGAGGCCGUGAUGAAGAAGGCCUACAUCUACAGGGUAAUUCGGACCUCUACCUACCUGCUGUACUCUCUGCACAUCAACGCCUGUCUCUUCUACUGGGGCUCCGACUAUGAAGGCCUUGGAUCCACCAAAUGGGUCUACGAUGGAAGAGGCAACGCUUACAUCCGCUGUUACUACUUCGCUGUAAAGACGCUAAUCACCAUCGGCGGACUGCCAGACCCAACAACUGUCUUUGAGAUCUGCUUCCAGCUCAUCAAUUACUUUGUGGGCGUGUUUGCUUUCUCCAUCAUGAUUGGUCAGAUGAGAGAUGUAGUCGGAGCAGCAACAGCGGGUGAAAAUUACUACCGGGCCUGUAUGGACAGCACUGUCAAGUAUAUGAACUCCUACAACAUCCCCAGAGAAGUCCAGAACCGCAUCAAGACUUGGUACGACUACACCUGGAAGAUCCAGGGCAUGCUGGAUGAACAGGAGCUGCUGAUUCAACUACCUGCUAAAAUGAGGCUGGACAUUGCUGUAGACGUCAACUACUCCAUCGUCAGCAAAGUGGCACUUUUUCAGGGCUGCGACAGGCAGAUGGUGUUCGACCUGUUGACCAGGCUGAAGUCUGUUGUGUACCUGCCUGGAGACUUUGUGUGUAAAAAGGGGGAGAUUGGAAGGGAGAUGUAUAUCAUCAAGCAAGGGGAAGUUCAGGUGGUUGGCGGUCCUGACCUGCAGACGGUGUUUGUCACCAUCAGAGCUGGCUCUGUGUUCGGAGAGAUCAGUCUGCUAGCCGGCGGUGGAGGAAACCGGAGAACAGCCAACGUGAAGGCUCAUGGAUUCGCCAACCUCUUCAUUCUGGAUAAGAAGGACCUGGCAGAGAUCCUGGUCCAUUAUCCCGAGUCCCAGAAACUCCUGCGAAAGAAGGCCAAGAAAAUGCUGACCAAGGACAAGAAGCCGGAGGAGAAGGAGACACGUAAGGAGGCAGCGGAGGUCAUCCCGCCCCGACCAGACACCCCCAAACUGUUCAAGGCUGCUCUGAAGGUGACGGAGCAGGCGGGCAUUGAGGGGACCUUCGCCAAGCUGAAGAAGGUCUACAAACCAUCUGAGGCCCAAACAGAGGCUCCUCCCCCAAUCUCUCCGGUCCCGCCCCCUUCUCCGAUGCACCGCCGCUCUCCGGUCCCCCGGAGCCCGGCUCCAGAGGACAGAGACGAGUCUGUGGCAGAGACAGCGGACAGCUCCGUCAUCAUCAGGAUGACGCCACGCAAGGAAGGGGAGGAGCUUCUGACUGUGGAGGUGACAGCAGAUGCAGCGAAGAAGGAGACGAAAGAGGAGACGAAAAAAGAGGAUUAAUGAAUCAAAUUCAGCACUUUUUAUUUUUUUUGCUUUUCUUCAUCACCAUUUGAGUUUGUUUGGGAAACUGCAGCACCGCAUGGCCACAUGUGACACGCCUGAAUGAGGGGCUUCUGCUCCCCCAGGAAGAGAAAACAUCCUAUUAGGAGCCGUGAUGAAAGAAACUCCAUUUCCCAGAGUUCCUUGCAGCUUUAACAUAAUGUUUCCUUCACUGAACUGAAGCUUCUAGAUGCAGCGCUGUGUUGUGAGAGGAUGAUUGAUCUGCUCCGUAGCUCCAACAAACAUAAAGCUUUCAGUUACAGUUUCUUUGGAAAAAAUAUUUUUAAAAUUGUUUCUGACUCAUCUAUGUCUCUGAGGGGUGAACUUACUUAUGACUUGAAAUUCUGUUAAACUGUAAACUGAUGGCCAUUGUUCUGACUAGCAGCCAUGAAGGUCAAUAAAUAUCCAGAGACAAAAAGCAGAGACUUGUAUGUUUCAGGCUGAUUCUAACUGUUUUCCAGU
Messenger RNA from Cyprinodon variegatus (sheepshead minnow), 2814 nucleotides. RefSeq names its product cyclic nucleotide gated channel beta 1 (gene cngb1a). Bases 1 to 2313 code for a protein of 770 amino acids. The record is from RefSeq and is a predicted model, not a curated record. Gene Ontology annotation, molecular function: cGMP binding; intracellularly cAMP-activated cation channel activity; protein-containing complex binding. Lineage: Eukaryota; Metazoa; Chordata; Actinopteri; Cyprinodontiformes; Cyprinodontidae. The transcript has 18 exons. Gene Ontology annotation, cellular component: intracellular cyclic nucleotide activated cation channel complex; photoreceptor outer segment; plasma membrane. Gene Ontology annotation, biological process: retina homeostasis; monoatomic cation transmembrane transport.